AUGAUUUUUGGAUUUUUAUGCUAUUACAAUUAUAAUCUUUAUGAUUCUCCGGACUAUUAUCACUCAUUACCACUUAAAGUAAAGUAUUAUGAUACAACAACUAAGUAUUAUCAGCCAGAAUUAAGAAAUUACACAGAUUAUACAUUUAAAUCACGCAAAUCUUACAAAUGCUUCGUAGAUCAAAAGGAAUUCAAGCCUAUGCCAUUAAGCGAAAUAAAUUAUAAUAUCAGAGAAGAAUUUAAGAGAAAAUGCGAAAAUUACACUUCAAAGAAGUUCAAUAACGUUCAAAUUUGCUAUUUCAAUAACAUAACAUUCGAAACACGCAAAAACACUACAAUUAACGCUUCUUUGUUAGACAAUAACUUAAUGCCAAGAACAACGCAAACAGGAAUAGCCUAUCCUCAUGUAAAUGGCACAAAAGUUUACUUUGAUUGCGAUCUUAAUAGCAAAAGCCUUAAAUACGUAGGAAUAAACCCAAUUACAGUUAUUUAUUCACAUCCACUUGCUUGUAGAGCUGGUGCGAAGAGAAAAAUGAAUGUAGUUCGUUGCACAAGCACUCGUGCUAUCAAUGCUUCAUUGAAAAAUUCAACAAAUUCAGCAAAUAUUUCAAUGACUCAACAGAUCAAUUCUACAAACACAACAACAGCUGUAAACAUGUCUAAUACAAACAUUUCGCUUACAAAUUCUACAAAGACUUUAAUUAAUUCAACAAAUCAUCUAAUUAAUGAAACAAAUGCAACAAUAAGUAUUGUAGCCGAUGAAUCAUUGAUUUCUAACAUUACUUCGACUCAACAACCAAAUCUUUCGAAUAAUAUUACAAUUCAAGGCCAAAAUGAGACAAAUGGAACAUUGACAACAUCUGUUAAUGCAACUGAGGUCAAGUUAGGUAAUGAAACUAAUUCUACUGCUAUUCCUUUGAAAAUUGAAAAUAAUUCGACUUUAUCUGUAGAAUCAAAUGAAACAAAUGCGACAAUUCCACAAGAAUUAAAUGUGUCUGACGUUUAUGUUCAACAAGAAGUCAAUAAAACAGAAGUUUCAACAAAUUCCACAAUUUCACAGGAAUUUAACGAAACAAAUAGCACUUCAAUCAACGAAACUAACUCUACUAAUUCUACUGACCAGUAA
This is a messenger RNA of Trichomonas vaginalis G3, 1125 nucleotides long. RefSeq lists its product as uncharacterized. The transcript has a single exon. The record is from RefSeq and is a predicted model, not a curated record. NCBI's taxonomy places the organism in Eukaryota, Parabasalia, Trichomonadida, Trichomonadidae. The coding region runs from base 1 to 1125 and encodes 374 amino acids.